GUCGAGAACGCCCCGCUCUGCACUGCGCAAACUCACAUCGUCCGGGGGCAGGCAGUGUUUUCAAAUAACACAAGAUGUCUGCCGGAACAGCGCUAACGACGAACGAGCGUCAUAUUCGAGACAAUAACUACAACAACAAUCUUCCAGAGGACCGAAUGGACGUUGAACUUGACACAGGACACAACGUAACGGACCGGGAAGACUUAGACACUGGAAUACAAGCCACUUGUUCAUCUAACGGCAGUGGCGGGGAGGAGGAUGAGUCGGAGUCCAUUGAUCGGGAAAGAGAAGCCGGGGGCCCGAUUCCUCAGCGCAACGGGGAAGGAGUGUUGUUGGGCAGGGAGCAAGAGGUGUCAGUCGAAAUCGGAGAGACGUAUUUAUGUCAGCGAGCCGACAAGACAUGGCAUUCUGCUGAGGUUAUCCAGUCCAGGCUGAACGAACAGGAGGGCAGAGAGGAGUUCUACGUACACUAUGUUGGAUUUAACAGACGUCUGGAUGAGUGGGUGGGCAAGGCUCGCCUGGCACUGACCAAGACGGCGAAGGACGCAGUGACAAAAAUCGCCGAGGGUGGUGGAGGGGGUGAGCUGGGGGAGCAGCCUGAGAGGAAAAUCACCCGCAACCAGAAACGCAAACAUGAUGAGAUCAACCACGUGCAGAAGACGUACGCAGAGAUGGACCCCACCACAGCUGCCCUGGAGAAGGAGCAUGAGGCGAUCACUAAAGUGAAGUACGUGGACAAGAUCCAGAUUGGAAACUUUGAGAUUGACGCCUGGUACUUCUCCCCAUUCCCAGAGGACUACGGCAAGCAGCCCAAGCUGUGGAUCUGCGAGUACUGCCUCAAGUACAUGAAGUACGAGAAAACCUUCAGAUACCACCUGUCCCAAUGUCAGUGGAGGCAGCCUCUUGGGAAAGAAAUCUACAGGCGGAGCAACAUCUCUGUGUACGAAGUGGACGGACGCGACCAUAAGAUCUACUGCCAGAACCUGUGUCUACUGGCCAAGCUCUUCCUGGACCACAAGACGCUGUACUUUGACGUGGAGCCUUUUGUCUUUUACAUUCUGACUGAAGUCAACAGGCAGGGAGCACAUAUAGUGGGAUACUUCUCCAAAGAGAAAGAGUCUCCAGAUGGGAAUAACGUAGCGUGUAUCCUCACCCUCCCACCCUACCAGCGCAGAGGAUACGGAAAGUUCCUCAUAGCCUUCAGCUAUGAGCUGUCUAAAUUGGAGAGUACGGUGGGUUCUCCGGAGAAGCCCCUGUCAGACCUGGGCAAGCUGAGCUACAGGAGCUACUGGUCCUGGGUGCUGCUGGAGAUUCUCAGGGACUUCAGGGGCACGCUCUCCAUCAAGGACCUCAGGACAUUGACCGAAAUCACACCUCCAGGCUGGGUAAGGGCUAUUUGACCAAGAAGGAGAGGGAUGGAGUGCUGCAUCAGAUGACCUGGCCUCCACAAUCACUCGACCUCAACUCAAUUGAGAUGGUUUGGGAUGAGUAGGACCACAUAGUGAAGGAAAAGCAGCCAACAAGUGCUCAGCAUACAGUGGUUGCUCCACUAAAAGUUUUGCGAUUAUGCUGUGGUACUUAGAGGUCAUUUGUGGUUUAGUACGGUAAUCUACAUCAUCACUUCAUUGCUCCAGACCAGCGGAAGGGGGAGUUAGAGCACUGUGUCUCUGACAGUGAAUGGGUGACAUAAACCUAAAUAGAAACUGUUAAUUGUGCUCGACUUCACACUAAGGGUUUUAUUUUGUUAGGAUUAUUUUGAUCUUACUGUAGUAGUGUAGCCCACUCCUGACCGGUCACGUUGUACAGCGUCUGAGUGGCGCAACGGACUAAGACACUGCAUAGUAGGUCAAGCUGUGUUGCUACAGAUGUUGGUUCAAUGACCGUGCCGGCCUCGACUGGGAGACCUGUGAAAUGACUCUAGGUUUUUGGUUUCUCUUCCUUUAAAAACAGAAAUAAAUAAUUAGAAAUAACAAACUGGCUAACAAACUGGCUAAUAACUAACUUUAUUUCCAAAUUAGUAACAUUGUCUCAUCCCAUGUUCAAGAAUGGCCUUUUUCUCGCUCAUUUUACAGUAUUUGAAAACUAAAUCAUCUCUGAAAUAUAUAUUUUAUAAUUAUUUUAAAGCCCCUUGGAUAUUCUCACAGAUAUAUUAUUAACCCUGUUAUUAGUAGGACAAUAUAUAUUGGUCAUGGCUCCUGAGUGGUGCACAAUGGGAUUGGCCUGCAGUUCUCCAGCUGUAUUUCAGUUCUCCACUGAAAGCGUUCAAGGCACGAGGGCAGGAGGCACGGGAUGGGCCGCAGAGCCGCGCACACGGACCUAGCCCAUGGGGAAAGGAGGAGGAGAGAGGGGGUCCACCCACUCCGCCACACUGGGUAGCACAGAGGAACACUUUAAGGGGCAUUGCACUAAUAAUGGCGUUGACGGGAAACGUUCCCUCUGUUCUUAGUGCCAGUCUGCACGUUCAAACUAAAACAAUGUAACUAAUAAUGACAUCUUUAUGCUUUCGUUAAUAAAAUAAUGAUAAAAAUACUUUUUCAAAAUGCCAAUGUUUAUUUAGUUAUGGAUCCAUAACAAAUUACUAUGGGGAAUAAAUAUCACUGAAUUACAGAAAUAUUGGAACAAAGUUGUCUAAUGAAGGUAAACAAAUUGUUGCUUACUGGAAAAUCUCUCUUUCAAACACACGGUCACGGUGUACUGCGCCAUUAUGGCUAUUAGCUAUUAGGACAAUAGACUUGCCUAGAAGGUGGGUAGGGGGAUAAAUCUAUCAUCAAAUGUAUUUCUUAGUUAGGUUGGCUGUAUCACAACCUGCUGUGAUUGGUUGCAAUUUCAGUUUAAUCUACCAGAAAAGACUAAACAAAUAAUACAACAAAAUAUUA
Molecule: messenger RNA, 2876 nt
Organism: Oncorhynchus mykiss (rainbow trout)
Lineage: Eukaryota; Metazoa; Chordata; Actinopteri; Salmoniformes; Salmonidae
Product: histone acetyltransferase KAT8
Biological process (GO): regulation of DNA-templated transcription
Cellular component (GO): NuA4 histone acetyltransferase complex; MSL complex; NSL complex
Molecular function (GO): histone H4K16 acetyltransferase activity
Source: RefSeq, a predicted model, not a curated record